This is a messenger RNA of Theileria parva strain Muguga, 1349 nucleotides long. RefSeq lists its product as uncharacterized. The coding region runs from base 1 to 1314 and encodes 437 amino acids. The transcript has 13 exons. Gene Ontology annotation, cellular component: Mon1-Ccz1 complex; intracellular membrane-bounded organelle. NCBI's taxonomy places the organism in Eukaryota, Apicomplexa, Aconoidasida, Piroplasmida, Theileriidae. The record is from RefSeq and is a predicted model, not a curated record. Gene Ontology annotation, biological process: vesicle-mediated transport.
AUGUCAGAAAAAUCUAAAAGAGUUGAUGCAAUUUUUAUAUUUGACUUAAAUAGAAAGUCGGAUCUCGACUUCCCGUCAGAUAAAGACAUACAGCUUAGCAAAUUACUGUAUUAUCACCCUGAAGAUAGGUCAGUUGAUGACAAAUUAUCGCACUUCGGCCUAAUUGAAGGCCUAAUUACGCUUUCAAAAAAUUAUACUGAUGAUGACCUUGAGUUUAUUAGGUCAAAGCUUUACACAACAGCAGUGGUAAAGUGGUUCGAUUCGGUCUACCUAUCAGUGGUUUUUUUCAACAGGAACACCACAGAUGAUGAAAAGGACGAUUACAGCUACCAUUCCAGGAAUAACAUGCUCAAAACUAUACUGAGAAACUCAAUUCGAAUGUUUGAGAUGUUUUACGGCAGUUUCCAAGACAAUUUGGUCAAAAUUAACCAUGAUGAGAUGACGUUGGAAAGUCUACAGGAAAUGCUGGAGAACAUUUUACCAACAUUUAUGAAUAAUUCCACCAAAACGACCCUUAACUUUCUCAAAGAUGUUGAGGCUUUCAAGAAGUUUCACACAAACAUGAACUUAUCCUUGGACGUUCAGAUAAUGAUUGAUGACCUGUAUAACGAAUUUGAGGCGAUUUCAAAGUCACUGCUGAUAUAUAACCGGCAAGUCUUACACUACAACAUGGAGCUGGAUGAAGUGUUCCUAAUAUACUGUUACAUAGUCCGGUACCAGGGAAACAUAAGUAAAGUAAAGUCAAUGAACGUGAAAUGGCCUGAAAAUAAUGAAAUGACAAUAGUUGACUCGAUGGAUGAUAACCUGUUCAGCCCGCAAAUAUUCAUAAAUAAUACUCUAUACACUUUAACAAUGAUAUCGACUAAGAACUCUACACUUGUACUAUUACUGGACACAAAUGACCCCUUGAUUGUAGUCAACUCUAUAUACGAAUACAUGAAUAAACUUCAACUUAACUUGAUAACCUUGGAGGAAAAGCUGUCAAAAUUCCCGGUUUUGACCAACACCAAGUUCUUUGCAUUAAACACCCUAUCAAAGACCAUAAACAGUGUGGGAUUCGAUAAUCUGAACAAUGAAUCUAUUGAAGAGCUUUCAAUGAUCUAUGACUUGCAUGACAUCCUCGGUACAUGUAGGGAACAACUGUACAACACACACAUAAAAACCAAGAAUACAUGGGUUGGCACAAAAUUUAACAAUUCCAGGGAGGUGUAUUACGUCAACAGCAGUAAUAACAACAAGGCCUCAUUAUCGGAGUCCAAACUCCACUUUGAGAAAUUUGUCAGUACUUAUUUUAAUGGGAUUUACUUCAUUUAAUAAUCUAAACCUAUGAAUAUUAAUCUCACACUAUG